Colletotrichum truncatum is the source of this 957-nucleotide messenger RNA. RefSeq lists its product as uncharacterized. The record is from RefSeq and is a predicted model, not a curated record. Lineage: Eukaryota; Fungi; Ascomycota; Sordariomycetes; Glomerellales; Glomerellaceae.
AUGGAGGAAAACCUCAAGUUCCAUCCCUCAGUAAAAGAGAAUUUCCUGGGCAUAAUUCAACCGAAGCAGGAGGAUUUAAAAAAACAGCAGACAUUGCAUCCACAGGAAUACGAAUCUGGCCUCGAAGUCGUCCAGCCUCUCCCCUGGAGUCCCAAUGACGCUCCCUUGCUGGAGGUAGCGCCGCCCAACCAGCUCGACGCGAAGACGCUGUCAACGCCGCAGGUGAUCGAAGACCCAAAAUCAUGGCAUGACUACCAUGUAAAGAAACACCCGGGCCUCGAGGCCGCCGCGUCGCCGACUACUCUGUCCGCGAUGAGCCCUGGCGGGUACAGCACCACCCUCUACGGCAGCCACCCUGACGGAUUUCCGCACUCGCACCCGCACAACCAGCACCCCGAAGGAUUCCAUCGCCAGCCAACGCCCGAGUCCAAGUCUGUGGAUGGGUUCGGUCUUGGGCCGAGAGUGUGCGGGAUGAGCCGGAAGGCGUUUUACAUCGUCACUGCGGUUGCCAUGACCCUUGUCAUCACAGCCAUUGCUGUCGGGCUCGGAGCUGGGUUGGCAUCCAGAGGAAGGUCCAGCAGUAAUAACGACGGCAGCAGCAGUAGGACCAUACCAACAGGCGUACGUUCAACGUCAUCAGCAAACAUUACCUGCCCUGCAGCAGACAACUCGACGUUUUCCGCGCAGAAUUCACCGGACCGUCUGUUUCGUCUUAUUUGCGGUCACGACUACAAUAGCGAGGACGGCUCCAUUGACCUCGCUUCGGAAAACGCGACGACCAUGGCGAGUUGCAUUGACUUGUGUGCAGCGGAGCCUGAAUGUGUAGGGGCCGGUUGGGGCGAUUACUACGGUUACCGCCUUUGCUGGAUGAAGAGCCGGCUGGGGAAGCCCAAUGUUUCUGGAAAUUGGCUGUUUGCCGUUGACCUAAACGGCACCGAUGUGUCAACGUUGCCAUGA